This is a messenger RNA of Neurospora tetraspora, 6241 nucleotides long. RefSeq lists its product as uncharacterized. NCBI's taxonomy places the organism in Eukaryota, Fungi, Ascomycota, Sordariomycetes, Sordariales, Sordariaceae. The coding region runs from base 482 to 5959 and encodes 1825 amino acids. Gene Ontology annotation, molecular function: actin filament binding; phosphatidylinositol-4,5-bisphosphate binding. The transcript has 3 exons. The record is from RefSeq and is a predicted model, not a curated record. Gene Ontology annotation, biological process: barbed-end actin filament capping; actin filament severing.
CAUCCUUGUGGGAGUUCCCAAGAAGCACAUUGUAGCCGCCCAGGAGGUGAUUGUUCAUUGUACAUAUUUCGUUGACAUCAAGCAAUCUGAACUGACGGCCGUCAUUUCUGACCGCGUGCCCGGGACAUCGCUCCAUCCCUUUUUCCCUCCACACCUCCUCUCUCGGCCGCCCAUCCACCCCCCUCCUCCCCCCUUUCGUACCCUUCCGCUUCCUUUCGGCUCCCUUCCGGCGGCGCCCCCUUUCGUUCGUUCGUUCGUUCGUCCGUACCGCUCGGCUCCCGCCCACAUCAGACAGCGACAGAUAGCGACAGACAGCAAGCGACAGCAGCACGCACUGUCAAGCGUCGCCCCGGUUCCGCUCCUUAUUCAUCUGCAUACGCACCGGCCUGGAUGUGCUGGUGCUGCUGGGAGUGGUCUGUUCUUUUAAUAACUUGUUUAUAAUUAAUACCUGGGCCUUGUACCCCGGAGGUUGCCAGCCAACAUGUCUGACGAGGUUUCCGACUUUUUGCGCUCCGUCGAGCUGUUGAAGGGAAGACGCGAGGAAGAAGACGAGGCACGCUCGCGUGAGCUGGAACAAAAGAUACUGCAGGAAAAGGCUGAGCGACAAGCAAGGCGACUAGAGCGCGCAAGGUCCAUUUCCCCUCAGAAAUCGUCUCCGGCAAACACCCCCACCGGCCACCACCACCGCGCAAGCAUUGCUAGCAUUGCCAGCACCAUUCUGCCCCCCGAUGGCGUAGACCUGUCCUCGCCCGCACACGAAACUACUGGAAGCCCCCGAGCGCGUUCUGUCCAGCUAUCCGACACCAUGGAGCCCCUAUCGCUGGCCUCGCCCACAAAGGAGAACGAGUCGCCCUCAUCGCCGUCGCCCUUUGACUCGUCCGAACCAAGCAAGCGAUCGAGCCAAAUCCUCACCUCCCCUUCGGCUGCCAUGCCCUCUGCCCGUCCCCUCUCCUGGCAGAGGCGCCCUACAUCUCAAGCUUCUGAGCGACCCAAGACUCGACCGUUGUCUGUUUUCGCUGCUGAGAAUGCGGCCGCCACUCGGGCAAACGCCGCCAUAACCUCUCCCACAGAGGAACAGCCACCACAAUCACAAACAGAUGAGGAUAUCGUCGACGCCUCCGACUUGUCGCGCACCCAGCUUCCCGGCAUGGCCCAAGACGCCAGUGCGAAUGCCCCUACCCCUACAGAACCAGAGACGACGCCCUCCCGUCAGAGCUUGCUCAAUUCUCCCCUGAUUACCAGCGCACCGCGUCUGGACCCUCCAACUGGAGAUGCCACCCAAGACGAGCCUGAGCCGCCUUCUAAUCGCCUGUCGAUGAUGUCUCCCAACAGCCGUGCCUCGCCUGCCACUCCAAGAUCCGGCUCUCCUACCAAGGGCUUGGGUGGUUUUGUACAGAGUGCCAUGAUGAAGCGCUCCGAUAGUGUAAAGCGGUGGAGCGUGAACUCGGCAGGCCUAGCGCGUGCUGAAUCAACUGCCUCGAAUCGCAACAGUCUCUUGGGUUCUCAAUUAGGCAGUCCCACCAAGCAGGACGCUCAGCCCGAUGUUCCAACCCAGGACGAUUCUAACUCUACGUCGGCAUUACGACCAGCUUCAAGACCCGUCUCGAGCCAUGGAGAAGAUAGACCAGUCACUCCCGCUCCGCUUAGCAUCACCCCACAACCGUCUACGACCGAAAUCAAAGAGACUAGCACAGAAGGCGGCGAGGAGGAGAACACGUCGGUACCCGUCAGUCCCUCAAAGACAAUGGAUCCCAGGAGGUGGAGCCCCUCCAAGUCAUCGAGCUGGCUUGAGGCUGCUCUAAACAAGCCCGAGUCGCCAAAGACCAAGCCAGCCCCCAACGCCAACCAGCCGGCCUGGAUGGUCGAGUUGAACAAGGCUAAGGCGCAGAAGACCGGUAACACCAGCGUUGAUCUCUCGCGCAGUGCCUCGGUACCUCUUAGGAAGACUGAAGUCAAAACGGGUGGACUUAUGCGGACUACCCCGGUUGGCUCCGGUCUCAAAUCCUCUACUGGUCCCGGUCUGAGCAUCUCUACUAGUGCGCCUGCAGCAGAGAAGCCCGCAUUGAGCGGCUUGCGUAACGAUCUUGUCAGCCCUCUCUUGAGGAGAGGAAGCGAAGAUCCGGCAUCUUUGGUGGCAAAGACACCGACCACCGAAGAGGCCACCACCCCCGUUUUGAAGGAUUUCCGGGCGAAUCUGAAGUCGCGUGCACGACCCUCUUCUGGUGCAGGCGCCGAGGGUGAAGUGGAUGAGCUCAAGAACGUCUUUGGCAAACUUCGGAGGGCCAAGACCGAGAAAUGGGUGGCUCCUGACCCGCUCAAGGACAACAUUCUACGAGGAAAGUCUCUGCUUAAUCAAACCGGAGGUCCCAUGAGGAGCGAACGGAAAGAUGAGCUCAAGGAGGCCAUUCUCAAGAAGAAAGAGGAGUUCCAGAAGGCCAAGCAGGAGGGCCAAUCACCCACCAAAGUCGCCAGCCCUGUCGUUAGCGAGAAGUCAAUUCCUGAGGCGCUUGCCAGGAGACUGGAACUCGGUCGCUCCGGAAGCUUUUCCUCCAAGUCGGUCGAUCUACCAAGCUCUGCUUCUUCGGUCACGUCGCCGAGUGUAGCUUCUCCAGGCAGCAUCCUGGACUUUGACCGGACGGGCCUUUUGUCUCCCAAGAAGCGAGAACUUACUGACAUUGCAGCUCAGAUAGCACCAAAGCCUACCACUAGCCUGGACAAGGAAGCUUCUGCUACAAACGAGGUGCAAUCCACAACGCCCAAGGCAGUCAAUGUUCCAGGACGUCUGAGCAAGGUGGGCGGCUUAGCCGACAGGUUCAACCCUGCCUUGGCGGGAAUGUUGGCCAAAGGCCCUCCGGCAGCGGCUUCAGGGGCUAGUAAGGGAUCUGGGGCAGUUGAAGAGGAUGCUACGCCCAAGCCUGCACCCCAGUUGACGCACAUGACGAAGAAUCGUGCCCGUGGACCUAGGAGAAAGGCGCCGACUUCCGUUCUUAAGCCAGCUGAGGAGACCGAGGAAACACCUGUAGUAGAGUCACCGCCUGCUGCGAAGGAGGCUGUUUCUUCUCCUAUCGAGGAGAAGCAGGUCACGCCGACUAUGCCAAAGCCAGAGUUUAUCACUCGUGUUGACUCUAGAGCGUCUGUGCAAAGCCACAGGCAACAACCCUCUGGGAGUGUUGCCGACCUCGUCAACUCCUUCAAGACAAAGGUGGCGGAGGAGCCUAAGCCGGCUGAACAGCCCAACACUGCUGAUCUUCCCUCCCGUUCACCUACAAAGACUCGCGGCCGUUCAGCUACGAAGGUUCUUGAGCAAGCUACCGUGUUCGCCGCCCUGAAUCAGCAGCCUUCAGAAUCCGCCGAGCCCAAGAACGAGGUGGCUUCUGCGUCACCUGUUCGCCCGGCUCUGGGCCAUACUCGUUCCAAGUCAAAGGUCCACGAGCAAGCAGCUCUGUUCACGACACUGAACCGGCAACCAUCAGAAGCUGCCGAACCUAUCAAGGGGCCGGUUGCCCAGUCGCCCGUGCGGCCGGCGCUCGGCCAUACCCGCUCCAAGUCCAAGGUACAGGAGCAGGCGGCUGCAUUUGUGAACAAAAUGAAGGCAGAGCCGAGUGAGCGUAGUGCGGAGACCUCGCCUGUUCGACCUGCGAUGGGACAUACCCGUUCGAAAUCCACCAAGGUCCACGAGCAAAUUGCCGCUUUAGCUGCGGCCAGUCAAAAGCCCUCUGAGGCUGCUGCGGAAGCAGCUCCCUCAACGCCUACAUCGAUCAGGGGACGUUCUCGCGCAAAGUCAAUUGUUCAAGAGCAACUGGCUGCUCUUGCCACAGCCGGCCAGCAAAUGAAGCCGGUGGAGCCUGAGGCAGACAUGGCUGCUCAGUCUCCCUCCCCAAGAAAGCUUGAUAUGAAGAGAAUGUCUAGGUUCCUUGAUGAGCAGACCCAGCCGAUCCUUAAUCCCGAAACUGAAAAGACUUCACGGCCGUCUUCCCCUGUCAAACAACGGGCUCUUCCCGAUUUUCCUCGGACUUCGUCAACGAAGGACGUCUCGCCGGUAAAAGACACCAUGGUCGACUCGGAACCAGUCGUGUCCGUCAAGGCUGGCUCUGCGCUAUUUGGAGGCGGUGCUAACGCGGGUCUGCCUCAAGUAACCACGGAACCUACUUCGCCUCCCCCGACCGAGCCGGCUGCCGCUACGACCACAUCUCUUCCUCCUCGUGGUCUCAUCAAGACGCCAACUCCCGAGCCUAGAACGGAGCUACCACCAAGGCUGCCUCUUACUGCACUAUCGAGCCCAUCCUUCACUUCAUCCCGUAGACCUUCCGUCCCUGAACAGGCCCCUACCCCAGAGCCCCAGCCUCAGCCAGAGAUGCAGUCCCCGCCGCCACCAAAGCUCCCUCCCAAGGGUGCUAGGCCGUUACCCGCGACCCCAGAGGCCGAAGCUCCUCCUGUGCCCCGUAAGGACAGCAUCCCGCUUCCUUUUCUCCCCAAGUUCGACUUUCAGCCACAACCUCAGCAACAACCUCAGCAGCAAGCUCAGCAGCAGCCGCAGCAGCCGCAGCAGCAGCAGCCACAGUCACCCCAACACCAACAAACUCCGCAACAGCCACGUGGUCUUCGACAUACGAGGUCGGCAUCAAAAUACGGUUCAGAUGCCCAGGCACUGUUGAGUGACUUCUUUGGCACUGAGCGUCCUCGCCGUCGCUACAUGGCCGACGCCGCCGACGUGAUCAUGCGGCGGCCAAACCCUGGCUUCCGCAUUCAAACCCAGCGCGCUCAGCUUUACCAGUUCGCCGCCGAUGGCAAGAAGCUGCCCGUUCCCGCCCACCGCGAACGUAUUCUUUUUGAGCGGGAAAUGUACCUCUGCACGCACACUUUCACCAACGAAUCGGGCAAGAAGGUGAGCGAGGUGUACUUCUGGGUCGGCGACGAGGUUCCUGAGGCCGCCGUUGACGACGCCCAACUGUUUGCCACGCGUGAGGCUAGAGCGUUUGGUGGCAAGUUGGUCAAGAUGAUGCAGGGCAAGGAGACCAGCGAGUUCAUGCAGGCGCUAGGCGGCAUUGUCAUCAUUCGUCGCGGUUCCAGCAAUAAGUUUGACUCGCUCGCGCAAACCAUGUUCUGUGGCAGACGCUUCCUUGGACAGGUGGCGUUUGAUGAGGUAGACUUUGCGCCUUCGAGCCUGUGCUCUGGUUUCCCUUACCUGAUCACUCAGCAGGGCAAGUGCUGCUUGUGGAAGGGUAAGGGGUCGGAUGUGGAUGAGCUUGGCUGUGCUAGGCUCGUUGGUAUGGACUUGAGCCUGAUGGGCGAGCUGGAAGAGAUUGAGGAAGGAUUCGAGCCGGAGAGCUUCUGGAGGGAUAUCUUUGGGGGUGAGGGACCGGGAGUCCGACCGAUGAGCGCGGAUCAUUGGAGGUUGAAGCCAAACUAUGAGAAGUACUGUGGGAGACUGUUUUGUUCGAAUGCCAAUGCCUCUGGCAAGGAUCAGAUCGUCGAGAUCUCUCCUUUCAAACAAACAGACCUCCUCCCCACAAACAUCUACAUUCUCGACGCCUUCUUCGAAAUGUACAUCAUCGUCGGUGCCCGCUCCCAGCACCAAUACGCCUCCUUCCACAACGCCCUCGACUUCGCCCAGGAAUACUCCAUCCUCGCCGCCGGCAUGGAAGACCGUCCCUUUGUCCCCAUCUCCACGGUCGUGCUGGAGGGUAUCCCUCGCGAUCUCAAGAGCGUGUUCCGCAAGUGGUCGGACUCUCUCAGCCCCACCAUUAUGAAUCACCUUGGUAGCAACGUAAGUGUUGGCGGUGGCAGCCCUCCUGCCGACGUUAGGAGCCCAGGAAGUGUCAGGAGCUUCAGCAACUCUAGUAUUAUGAGUCAGGCCCCGGGACAAGCUGGCCAGGGUCAACAAGGCCCGGGGUUGAGGAGAGGAAGGAGUUUGAGGAUUGUGCCACUUAACCAGGCGCUCAAGGCUUUGCAAGACUAGGAGAAGGCAGAGUCUGAGUCAAAAUGUCUGUUGUGAGGGAUCUAUAGGGAUAGUGUACGAGUAAUUUUGAAGUGGGAAAAGGACAGUUGAAAGGGUAUAUCUGUUUUACUUUGUUGGAGUUUAUUGAAGGAAGAAACCAAAGGAAAAAAGGAAGCAUAAGUCGGUUGGGUUGGGCUGCAUUGCGAUGCGUAGAAUACUAAAAGGCGGUUCAAAACCUUUACUUAGACAUACACACACUAUAUUGGGUCACAGAACCUACAAUAAUUUAUUUUGUUGAAGUCA